This is a messenger RNA of Bombus pyrosoma, 1944 nucleotides long. RefSeq names its product S-adenosylmethionine mitochondrial carrier protein-like. The record is from RefSeq and is a predicted model, not a curated record. The transcript is spliced from 6 exons. Lineage: Eukaryota; Metazoa; Arthropoda; Insecta; Hymenoptera; Apidae. Gene Ontology annotation, cellular component: mitochondrial inner membrane. Gene Ontology annotation, molecular function: S-adenosyl-L-methionine transmembrane transporter activity. Bases 730 to 1542 code for a protein of 270 amino acids.
UUUAACCGUUCAGAAUUCAACUCAUAUAUCCUUAUCAAACUUAUUUAAAUUACCUACGUAUAUUGUUACGAAGAUCUUUUAUAGAAUAGAGGCAACUAUUGUAUAAAGUUAAUUUUAUUUAUUUAUCUACCUAUACAGAAAAUUUGUUUAGGGUUGUAAAAGUUUUCAGUCUACCAUUAUAUGAUUAAAAAAUAAGAAUAUAGAUUAUUUCUUCGAAAAGUCAUCAUUUCUAAUUGAUAAUAGAUAUUAUCGACAUAAUAAUAAAUUAGUACAUUUAAAUUACACGAUUCUUAAGGUGUUAAUAAAUAAAAUAAAUAGAACGCUUUAAAAUCACAAUAACAUUUUAAUUAAAUUACUACAUGGAAAUAACAUGUACUGAAUACGAUAAGAAAAACAAUGACAUGAAAAUUUUAAUUCAAUAAUAACAUUAGAUAAAUUUUUAACGAAAUAUAGUAGUCAUGUGUGUGUAGAUUAAAUUAGGUUAUUUUUGUGCUGUUAUGCACAAAAAGAAUUGUUGUUUUCUUUUAUUGCAAUUUAAUAAUUUUCAAUGCGUGGAAUCCAAAAAUGCGCCUUAACUUUAGAAAUUUAGCGGUUCAAAAAUUAUGCGUAUGUAAAGUUGAGCGGUUUUAGCGUAUUUGAUAGUUUACUUUCAUGCCAUGGUAGCUUCCAUCCACGAUUCAUCCAAUGAGUGUAGUUUAACCCAAAUUACUAAAGUUAUCAUAAUAUGAAAUGACGUUAGAAACAACGGAUACGAAAUUUACUUUCGCUAUGUCUUUAAUAGCAGGAGGAUUGGCUGGGACAUCUGUCGAUGUAAUAUUGCACCCAUUAGAUACAUUAAAAACACGUUUACAAUCUAAGCAAGGAUUUGCAAAAUCAGGAGGAUUUUCUAAUCUUUAUAAAGGAAUUCUUCCUGUAAUAAUUGGAUCUGCACCAAGUGCAUCAUUAUUUUUCGUCACAUAUGAAGGUAUUAAAAAUAUAACGCAAUGUAGAGUACCUGAGAAAUAUCAUUCGUUCCUUCACAUGGGAUCAGCAUCUUUAGCAGAAAUGGUAGCCUGUUUAAUAAGAGUACCUAUGGAAGUAAUAAAACAAAGGAGACAAGUUUCAAUGCUAGAUAGACAAGAUAUUAAUCUUAGAUUAUUAUAUAGUUGUUACUGGAGCACUGUAUUAAGAGAUAUGCCUUUUAGUUUAAUACAAUUUCCAAUGUGGGAAUACUUUAAGAAAGUUUGGAGUUUACAUGUUGACAGAGAAAUUCUUCCUAUAGAAAGUGCAAUAUGUGGAGCAAUUGCAGGUGGUAUUUCUGCUACUGUUACUACACCAUUAGAUGUUAUAAAAACAAGAAUAAUGCUUUCACAUGGAAAUGGAAAUACUUCAAAAUUAAAAAUACUAUAUGUAUUAAAAGAUGUAUAUAGAGAUAAAGGUUUUCAUGGACUUUUUGCUGGUGUGGGUCCCAGAGUAAUGUGGAUAAUUAUGGGAGGAUUUAUAUUCUUUGGAACUUAUGAAAAGGUAAAAACUAUAGGAAUAAGAUAUUGCUUAUAUUUAUAGAUUGCUUUUAUAGAAAAUUACAAACAUCAAUGAUAUUUGUAAAUAUAGUUUGAAAUAUAUGAAUAACUAUUUGAGCAUUUAAAUUGUAUAAUUUCUUUAUUAUUUGUUGUUACAAAAUAUAUUACAAGAGAAUAUAUAAAAAUAUAUUUUACAUUAAUCUUUAAAAACUGUAUAAACGUUUUAUACUUAACAUUAAACUUUAAAAGAAAAGUAACAAUACGAAUAUUCUAGUUUCAUGUAAGAAUAUUCUAGAUUCAGUGUUUCUUAAAAAUAGGAAACAUUUGAUUCUUAAAGUUUAGACUUUAAUAGAUUCAUUAAUUUUUCCAAUUUCAUUGCUUUUUGAAGGUCUCCACUAAUUCUCAAUUUUCCCAUUACAAAUGCUGAUGUCGGUUUCAAUUUUCC